CUCUCCUUCAGAAGGAUCGCUAUCACUUGCCAACAUGAAAGCAAUUGUUCUGCUGUGUCUGCUGCAUGCAGUUUUUGGUCAGGAGCAAACUCAAUUCUCCUGGCACGGACCGGUCCUCACCACACCCCCUGCAGACCCUAAUCUAAACAUAAUGUGCACUAAUGACCAAGCAGAAUGUGGCUGCUGUCUGAUGCAGAAACAGAUGGCGAGGAUGGAGGAGUUCUUUAACAUGACGGUUAAAGAAAUGAGCCAGCAGCUGAUGCACUCUAAGAUGACCCUCAACUAUAUUAAAAACAACCGCACCGCCUUCUCCGUCGCCCUGAACAACGAGAGAAGUUUGACCUGCUUUGGCCCCUUCAGCGAUGACAGAGGGGUCCCCUUCAAGCACGCCUUCCUCAACCUGGGAAAUAGCUACAACGUGCAGACGGGCAUCUUCACCGUUCCUUACUCAGGUGUCUACAACCUGGCUGCCACUGUAUACAGCCGGUCUCUUUUGGACCUGCCCCAGGCCACCUGCGCCCUGCUGCAGUUGAACGGCGUGGCUGUGGCUCCCCUUGUCGAGAAGAACGGACUGGACAGCGAGGACAGCAACACUGUUGUCGUCGUCACGCACCUGAAGGCAGGCGACCAGGUGUCCGUCAACCUGCAGAAAGGAUGCAACAUCUGCGACGACACCACCCACUACAACACAUUCACCGGCUUCAUGCUGUAUGCUGCUGAGAAAGCAUAACUGCUUCUGGCUUUAAUUCUGCUAGAUUCCAUCUAUUCAGGUUAACAGUGCUACUUAUUGUGUUUGAGACAGUCUGUUUUCUUCUGUUUGCCAUGCACAUGAAUUGUUAGCAUCAUGUUAACUGAAGGGAAAAUAUGAACAAAUAAAUUAGCUGUUGUCUUUUUUAUGUUGAGGUAUCCUGGCUGUAAUUUUUGACCCUGUACUAAUGAAAUGAUCUGAUCUGAGCUACCAGUGAAAUGGUAUAAUUGUUUAAAUAAAAUAAACUAGACUUCUAAACAUA
Messenger RNA from Girardinichthys multiradiatus, 1010 nucleotides. Its product is annotated as C1q-related factor-like. The transcript is spliced from 4 exons. Gene Ontology annotation, molecular function: protein binding. NCBI's taxonomy places the organism in Eukaryota, Metazoa, Chordata, Actinopteri, Cyprinodontiformes, Goodeidae. The record is from RefSeq and is a predicted model, not a curated record. Bases 35 to 730 code for a protein of 231 amino acids.